UCCAUUUCUUUUUUUUUGGUAGAAUCUCCAUUUCUUUUUGAUUAGUGACAUAUUGUUCAUUAAUGGAGCGCAUUAAACCCUUAUGUAGGAUUGUGAGGUGAUUUAGUUUCAAACUAUCUAAUGGUUGUGUGGAAUUUCACUGAGCUUUUAUACCCUCUUUCUUGACAAUCAACUAACCAAUAGUAUUUUAACGAUGACUUAAUUAUCAUUAUGAAAAUGAAAUUAAUGAUACAUUUUAUAUUUUAUAUUCUUAAAUGAUGAUGGUAUUUCUCUAAAUGUUAGACCUACAUAUUCUUUCUUUAUGUAUCAUCUCGAUCGAAAGAUUGUCAAUAAAAUUAAACCGGUUGAUUGACUUAACAUAACAUAAAAAUAUAAAUAAUCAAAUAAAAACAUUCCGGCCAAUGGGUCGGGUUAUAAGCUAGUAAUAAAACAUUGCGAAUUUUUUAAUUUUUUUUGGGUUUUUAUCAAUAAAACGCUAUUUAUGUUUUCCUUAAUUUGAGGGAUUACAAAAUUAUGCAGAUAAGGUAGGAUGACAAAUAUACCAUAUUUGUGGAUAAUUGUUCGAAUUUGGCAGGGGCAUAGGGUAAAAUUCGAAUUUUGAACGAUUAUAAAAUAGAUAUGGGUAAAAUUCAAACUCGAAUCUCGCGAAUGUUGGAUGAGCAUGAUUUGCACAAUAUCCAACUCGAACCUAUUCGAUUUUAUACACAUAUGUAUUUUGUUUAAUUGACCAUUAUUUUCUCAAUAUAUUUUAUAUUUAUUAUAUAUAUAUAUAUAUAUAUAAUAUUUUCAUGAAAUUGUAUAUUGUUUUUCUUUGAUAUUGUCAUAUGAUAUUCUACCGAUUCUUGUAUGAGUAUAUGAGUAUUGUUAAUACUUAACUGUUUUGGGUAGGGUAAUGAAUAUGCACUAUCCACUUCCGACCCGACUCGUUGUAGUAUCUAGAUGAGGAGGUGUGUUUGACGAAAUAUUAUGAGUAUCAGGCACUGAUAUAGUAUUUAUAAAUUCAAUUUCCCUUACCAUAAUUAACAGAAAUGUGAUUGAAAAACAAUACUUUUGUGCUCAAACAAGAAAAGGAAAUGAAAUAUUAGUUUUUUUUUUUACCGUAAAAGGAAAUGAAAUCUUAGGGUGGGUGUGCAAUACUUCAGACAUAGUCGGCAAUUGAUCAAUGAGUCUGAUCGAGCCGAUGCUUAAUUUGACGUGAUUUCAAAUUUCUGUCCGAUUCUAUUUGGUUGGAUUCAUUCCAGUUAAAAUGUCGAAGUAAUUAAAGCUAAUUAAAAUUAGCCGAAAUCAAUCAAAUCAAAUCAUAUGCAUGCAUCUCCCCUUUAACUAAGGGGGAAAAAAUACAUUUUAUUACACUGUUGAACCGGUCAAAUACCCAAAUGGAUUUGAUUUCUGACCAAACCGGGCCGUGGACCAUAGAGUGGAUUCGUCGCGUGGGAAAAAGACCGCGGGAAACCCGCGCAAUCAAGGCUAAAGUGCGCCACCCACCCACCAUGACGCCGCCUCCAUUCUCCCGCUACAAUACGCCAAGAAACAAAUUUCAAAAAGUCUCCAUCUUUAUCCGCUUUUUCUUCUUCUUCACCUCCCCCAUUUGCUUUCCUUUCCAUUUUUAUUUCAAAAAACCCCCCAAACUGAGAGCUGGGUUUUGUGGCGAGUGAGCUAGCACCGAAACGAUGAUGGAGUGGCGGCAGCAGCAGCCGGUCGACGCCGGCGUCGAUCAUCGUCAGACCCAGCUGGGAAGCGGAGGAGGGAUUCACAACAAUGCGGCGGCGCAGGCGCUGAUUGGAAGUGGGUUUGGUGUUAAAGUGAUGACUGACGAACAAAUGGAGAUUCUUCGGAAGCAAAUCUCCGUUUACGCCACGAUUUGCGAGCGGCUCGUCGAGAUGCACACAUCCUUCGCCCUCAAUCGCCCUGAAUUUUCCGGGAAUGCUUAUGGCGACCCUUUAUCAUCCUGCGGUCCAUCCAGGAUUCCUUCAAGGCAAAGAUGGGCGCCAAAGCAGGCACAACUGCAAAUCCUCGAGCGCAUCUUUGCGCAGUGCAAUGCAAAUCCAAGCAAAGAAAAGAUCAAGGAGAUCACCGCUGAGCUGUCCAAGUACGGUCAAGUUAAAGAAGCCAGCGUCUACAACUGGUUUCAGAACAGGAGGGCUCGCUGCAAGAGGAAGCAAUCAUCAGCUCCAGGAGCGCCGCAAGCUGUUAACUUUGAUGUUGAAGCAGAGCUGGAUGCUGGUGCCAAGGAGAAGGAGAAGGAGAAACCAGCAGAAGAUGAGAACGAGAAUGAAAACGAGCAGCUUAUCGUCGAUCAGCUCUACUUCCACAGUCCAGAGAUUGGGAUUGACCAACUGAUUGGCAAAUUGGAGGUGUGUGAAGGGUACAAUUUAUAUUGGCAGAACCAGCAAAAUGGCUUCUCCUGAUGAUUGCUUCUUAUAAAGGUAGAUCUGUGACGAAGUGCUGCAGUAGACAGCUUAUCAAGUUAGACACCAUAGUUGAAAUGUAAAAUAGUUGCGAAAUAUAUAUGGUUUAGGAAAGGGGAAUUAUGUGGUAUAGGAGGAUAGUAUUAGUAAGAGAUCAGGGUAUUGUUCAGGUUAGUAAGUGUUAUGGAAUUCUUCUUGGCUUGUAAGUUGAGUGAUUGUUUGUUGCUUUAUUGGAAUCUUAUGAACUCCCUGGGGGCUGGGCUUUUCAGUUUGUUAGGAAUAUGAAUGGCAAUGGGUAGCUAUAUGCCUAUAUCCAUUAGGACAUUACUUCUAUUUGAACUUUUUUAUGGAUUGAAUUGGAAUAUGAUCAUAUUCAAUGUGGUUAUUAAAGCUACAUCCUUUGCAUUCAACAACUAUUUAAUUAUAAAUGGAUAUUCUUCAUACAAGAAAAUUUUAGUACACCAUAACAAUUAACAAGUGAUAAAAUUGUUAACAACUCCAAAAAGAGUAAAAACAAUCGGUUGGUAUACGGUCGAUCGCGUUCGAUGUUCAGUAUUGUAGUUUUGUUCUUGUCAUCACUAAUAAGGACUACAUUUUCCG
Linum trigynum is the source of this 3008-nucleotide messenger RNA. Lineage: Eukaryota; Viridiplantae; Streptophyta; Magnoliopsida; Malpighiales; Linaceae. The record is from the annotation of a GenBank genome assembly.